AUGCAUUCUGGGAGAAUUCUCAAAAAUACUUACUACUUACCUUUUAAGUCCAAAUGUUUGAGCAGUGUGCACAACCAGCUACCCGACCAGUCAUACCAUUUGCACUACUUCCUGUUAGGCACAAGUCAACCCUUCGUCGACAAUGAAAUCCAUUUGAUUGAGUAUAAUGAUCAAUCCUGUACUGUCCGGAAUGUGGAGAUUUUUGACCAUAAGGAGGAGGUCAAGCAGUUGGUUUGCUUAGAUAUGUGUGAAAGGGAGGAUGGAAAUGGGAAAGACAAUCUUGUGUGUACCUCGGCGGUUGUCUGUGCGGGUGGAUUGGAAUGUAGGUGUUUUCUCCAACGGGGCAGUCUGAACAACAUGAACAACUUGAACAACUUCGAUGAGGAAGAGCUCGUUGCAGGAGGGGAGACAGAUCCCGGCAUGGAACAGGUGGAGGAGGCGAACCAAGCGAGUCGAAAUUUGGAUGAUCCAGGGGGGGAGGCAAAUGCACCGAUGCACAGUAUGGAGAAUAAAUUGAUGAACGACAAAGGGGGGAAGCAAAAGUCCCUGGACAGGGGGAAAGGAAAAGCAGCGCUGGAAAAACUGUGCGAACUGAGAACCGAUCAGCCAUAUGCUGGCAUCAAGCACAUCGCGGUGGACGAUCGUGAAGGCCAAUUUAGUAGAAUUGCAGUUAUAGAUAAGUACCGUUAUGACAUAUUCGGGAGGAGCAAAAGCAAUGUGAAUUUUGUUACCUCCAAAAGUAUGGGUCGGGAGUUGAAUUACGGCAUAUUUGACCCACAUCACGAAAACGUCUUAACCGUUAUUAGUGACACAAAUGUGUACGGAUACGACGUGAAAAAUGACGUGGAAAUAUUUUCCACCUUUGCAAACCAUAAGGCUGAUUUAUCAUCUGUUGACUUUAAUCCAAACAUUCCAAAUGUCAUUGUAACAUCAUCAAAUGAUGGCUACGUAAAAUUUUGGGACCUUCGAUUUCUGAGUGAUGCAUUUCUUACAGUUAAUAUUCAUUCGCAUUGGGUCACCUCCAUUCGUUUUAAUAAUUUUCACGAUGAGUUGUUGCUCAGCACUAGCUCAGACAAUACGGUGAAGCUGCACAGAAUUGACUAUCCAGCGAACAACUUGAAUUUGAAGAAAAAGGAAACCAACUAUCGGUUAAUAAAAACAUACUCCGAUCACGAAGAGUCUGUUUAUGAAGGCAGGUGGAGCAAAACGGACGCGUGGGUCUUUGCCUCUCUCUCGUACGAUGGGAAAUGUGUAGUGAAUAGCGUGCCCACGGAGGAGAAGUACAAGAUUCUCCUGUGA
Messenger RNA from Plasmodium coatneyi, 1299 nucleotides. RefSeq lists its product as uncharacterized. The coding region runs from base 1 to 1299 and encodes 432 amino acids. The record is from RefSeq and is a predicted model, not a curated record. Gene Ontology annotation, molecular function: protein binding. Gene Ontology annotation, biological process: protein ubiquitination. The transcript has a single exon. NCBI's taxonomy places the organism in Eukaryota, Apicomplexa, Aconoidasida, Haemosporida, Plasmodiidae.